UAUCCAAUUUUUAAAAAUAAAGAAUUAAAUGUCUUCCAUCUUCUAUCCUCAAACUCACACUUUCAGUCAAAUCCAACACGCACACCAAAAACCCACUCCCCGAAGACGCUACAAAUGUCCAAUGUGUUCCAAAUCUUUUUUUCGCUUAGAGCAUCGUACAAGACACAUUCGCAUACAUACCGGUGAAAAACCUCAUACGUGCACUCACCUUGGUUGUCAUAAAAAGUUUUCUCGUUCGGACGAACUGAUUCGACACAUUCGAACUCAUGAAACCACAUAUGAAGAUGUCAUUGACGAGCCUCAAUAUACAGACCAUAUCAUGUUACCGCCUUUAAGAACACUGUCUCCCGCAAUUCCCCAGCCACUGCUGGAACGCAACUAUUACAACUCACAAUCACUUUUCGAUCAUAGAUUAUUCCAUAUCAAUCAAUACCGUACUUUUGCAACCCCAUGCACCCCGGAUAUCAUUUCAUUUCAGCCUGCCGCAAAUAAACCAAUUCUAAUCGAGUCUUUACCGUCCAUUCAUUCAUUAUUAUUAUAAAAAAUUAUAAUUAUACAUAUACCACAUUAUACCCCAGUUAUGCACCACUUUUGGAUUUUAAAAUAAAAUAAAAUUAGCACAUAUGUGUAUAUGCACUAAACUUGAUCGGUGCUUUAUUGUAAGAUCGCGAUAACAAAACCAGA
Mucor mucedo is the source of this 684-nucleotide messenger RNA. RefSeq lists its product as uncharacterized. Lineage: Eukaryota; Fungi; Mucoromycota; Mucoromycetes; Mucorales; Mucoraceae. The record is from RefSeq and is a predicted model, not a curated record. Bases 29 to 541 code for a protein of 170 amino acids. Gene Ontology annotation, molecular function: RNA polymerase II cis-regulatory region sequence-specific DNA binding. Gene Ontology annotation, cellular component: nucleus; cytoplasm. The transcript has a single exon.